Aptenodytes forsteri (emperor penguin) is the source of this 1311-nucleotide messenger RNA. Its product is annotated as glycosyltransferase family 92 protein F13G3.3-like. Bases 362 to 1129 code for a protein of 255 amino acids. The transcript has a single exon. The record is from RefSeq and is a predicted model, not a curated record. Lineage: Eukaryota; Metazoa; Chordata; Aves; Sphenisciformes; Spheniscidae.
AGCAUUAAAAGAUAACAGAACUUUUAUUAUAUCCCCAUACUUUGAUGACAGAGAAAGCAAAGUCACUCGUGUGAUUGGGAUUGUUCAUCAUGAAGAUGUAAAACAACUAUACUGCUGGUUCUGCUGUCCACCCGAUGGAAAGAUAUAUGUAUCAAAAGCAAAAAUUGAUGUUCACUCAGAUAGAUUUGGAUUUCCUUAUGGUGCAGCAGAUAUAGUUUGUUUGGAACCCGAAAACUGUGAUCCAACACAUGUAUCAAUUCAUCAGUCUCCACAUGGAAAUAUUGACCAGCUGCCAAGGUUUGAAAUUAAAAACCGCAAGGCUGAGACCUUUUCUGUUGACUUCACUGUAUGCAUCUCUGCCAUGUUUGGAAAUUACAACAACGUUUUGCAGUUUAUACAGAGUAUGGAAAUGUACAAGAUUCUUGGGGUACAGAAAGUGGUGAUCUAUAAGAACAACUGCAGCCAUCUGAUGGAGAAAGUCUUGAAGUUUUAUGUGGAAGAAGGAUCUGUAGAGAUAAUUCCCUGGCCAAUAAACUCACACCUCAAGGUUUCUUCUAAAUGGCACUUUUCUAUGGAUGCAAAAGACAUUGGCUACUAUGGACAAAUCACAGCUCUAAAUGACUGUAUAUACCGUAACAUGCAGAGAAGCAAGUUUGUGGUUCUUAAUGAUGCUGAUGAAAUAAUUCUUCCCCUUAAGCACCCAGACUGGAAAUCAAUGAUGAGCAGUCUUCAGGAGCAAAACCCAGGGACUGGCAUUUUCCUCUUUGAGAACCAUAUCUUCCCAGAAACCAUAUCUACUCACAUGUUCAACAUUUCAUCCUGGAAUACUGUGCCAGGUGUUAACAUAUUACAGCAUGUUCACAGAGAGCCUGACAGGAAAGAUGUAAUCAAUCCCAAGAAAAUGAUAGUUGAUCCACGAAAGGUGAUUCAGACUUCAGUCCACUCUGUCCUACGUGCUUAUGGGAACAGUGUGAAUGUUCCCAUGGAUGUUGCCCUCAUUUAUCACUGUCGGGUGCCCCUUCAAGGAAACCUUCCCAGAGAAUCCCUCAUCAGGGAUACAACACUGUGGAGAUAUAACUCAUCAUUAGUCAUGAAUGUUAACAAGGUGCUAUAUCAAACCGUACUGUAAGCUCAAAAGUGAAACCUCGGUUAUAAGGAGGGACAGUGGAGAGCUACCCAUAUCAUGGAGAGGCAGAGAAUAUCAUUUAAAGGUCACGUUAAAAUCACUUCCAUGGGAAGUUUACAUCUUACAGAGAUUUAGGAGAACAGCCCUUUUAUGUACUGUGCAAAGGUAAAUGCAUUUCAUUUGUG